This is a messenger RNA of Aptenodytes forsteri (emperor penguin), 2580 nucleotides long. RefSeq names its product endothelin receptor type B (gene EDNRB). NCBI's taxonomy places the organism in Eukaryota, Metazoa, Chordata, Aves, Sphenisciformes, Spheniscidae. The record is from RefSeq and is a predicted model, not a curated record. The transcript has 7 exons. Gene Ontology annotation, biological process: enteric nervous system development; regulation of blood pressure; G protein-coupled receptor signaling pathway. Gene Ontology annotation, cellular component: membrane. Gene Ontology annotation, molecular function: endothelin receptor activity. The coding region runs from base 4 to 1065 and encodes 353 amino acids.
CCCAUGUGCACGGGGCAAACGGAGAUCAAGGAGACUUUCAAGUACAUCAACACGGUGGUGUCCUGCCUCGUCUUCGUCCUGGGCAUCAUCGGCAACUCCACGCUGCUGCGGAUCAUCUACAAGAACAAGUGCAUGAGGAAUGGCCCCAACAUCCUCAUCGCCAGCCUGGCCCUGGGCGACCUGCUUCACAUCAUCAUCGACAUCCCCAUCAACGUCUACAAGCUGCUUGCAGAGGACUGGCCCUUUGGUGUCGAAAUGUGCAAAUUAGUACCCUUCAUUCAAAAGGCAUCGGUGGGCAUCACAGUGUUGAGUUUGUGUGCCCUCAGUAUAGAUAGGUAUCGAGCAGUUGCUUCUUGGAGUCGCAUUAAAGGAAUUGGAGUGCCAAAGUGGACUGCUGUUGAAAUUGUACUGAUCUGGGUUAUAUCAGUGAUAUUGGCUGUUCCAGAAGCUAUCGCAUUUGACAUGAUUAUGAUGGAGUACAGAGGAAAGGAUCUUAGAAUAUGCCUGCUUCACCCCACGCAGAAAACAUCCUUUAUGAUGUUUUACAAGCAAGCUAAAGACUGGUGGCUGUUUAGCUUUUACUUCUGUUUGCCACUGGCUAUCACAGCAUUCUUCUAUACUCUCAUGACCUGUGAGAUGUUACGAAAGAAAAGUGGGAUGCAGAUUGCUUUAAAUGACCACUUAAAACAGAGACGUGAGGUGGCCAAAACCGUGUUCUGUCUGGUACUUGUUUUUGCCUUGUGUUGGCUACCACUCCACUUAAGCAGAAUAUUGAAGCUCACUAUUUAUGAUCAGAAGGACCCCAACAGAUGUGAACUUUUAAGCUUUUUUCUUGUGAUGGACUACAUUGGUAUUAACAUGGCUUCACUGAAUUCCUGCAUCAAUCCGAUAGCUCUGUAUUUGGUGAGCAAAAGAUUCCAAAACUGCUUUAAGUCAUGCUUGUGUUGCUGGUGCCAAUCCAAAGAUCUGUUGUCCCUGGAGGAAAGGCAAUCCUGUUUAAAGUUCAAAGUUAAUGAUCACGGAUAUGAUAAUUUCCGCUCCAGUAACAAGUACAGCUCUUCAUAAAACAAGCAUAAAAGGUAUAUUCUCUUACAUUAAUGCUGGUGCCUUUUUAAGUAAAAGUGGCAAUUACUUUUAACAAGAUGGUAACGUUUAGAAAAAUCUAGUUUUGUGUUUGCACAUAAAAGGUUAUAGAAAAAAUAAUUGCCCCAAAACUGUGUCACGUUCAAAAUCAUGGACGUUUUUAAGAUUGUCAUAUGAAGAAAAGCAUAGAAAGAACAAGUCGUUGUUAGCACUUGAAUACUUCUGAAUCAGCACUUCCAAAUGAUCCCCACUUCCUGUACAUUAAACGAUCAUUUGUAUUCGCUAUAACAGUUGCAGGAACUGAAGUCACAGUAAUUACUAAGCAGUAUAAUAUAAUGUUAAUUGGAUCAAAGCCAUUAGAUAUAACUCAAUGUAUUAUCUUUUAUAAAGGAGAUUAACCACCAUCACUAUUGUGUUUUUUUUUUUUUUUAAUAAAACGUGAAAUACUUUGUAAUAGAAGUUUAAAUGUAAAAAAGUAGAAUUUUUAUCAGGGGUAUUAUAGAGUUAGCUAAUGAAAAUAUUAAAGGAUGCAGUCAAGUCAAAAGUGCAUUUCACUCUGACGAUUGGUUUUACCUACUGUUGUUAGAAGCGACCUUCUAGGCCUCUAUAAAUACCAUUUUGUAACCACUUUGUGUGUUCAGUGCAUUUGGCAGCACUUUGGGUAUGGUCCAUUUCACUGUUUCCAUGUUAUUCGUGUUUAACGACAGCGAAGGAGAGAAAAACACACCAAAAGCAAAAAUUAAUACUACUAGAACCAUAAAAACAAUAGCUAGUAUUGGAAACCAGCUAUUUUUAACUGAAAACAAAUUGAUUGUAUCCCAUGCAAACAGUGGGCAUUCAAGAGCCUGAGGGUUCUUUACUAGAGAUACUUUUGCGACAAUUUACAACUGGUUUUGCAAUCCAAAUACUCUCUUGGGGCAAAAUCCUUUAGAAAUAGCAGGUAGAAAAAAUGUAACCUAGGAAAACAGAGGGAGAAUUUGAACUUCUAUUUUAAUUUAGGUUUAAAUCUUCAUAAAGAAAAUAAUUCACGAACUGUACUUCUAGAGAACAGUACUAUGUAGCACACUCGUCUUCAUACUGUUUUAAAAUGUUAUAGUUCUGUAGUUCCAUAUUUAUGGGCUUAAGAAGAUGUGUGAUUAGUUUCUGCUUCUGUAAAUAGUUUAGUGAAGCGUAAUUAAUUAUAAAGUAUUAAAAUAUGGGCAGGACCCUGUGAGAAAACAGAAAGAUAAAGAUGCCUGUAGUAAACAUGAUGUGCGUUGCCGGGAGCAGUGCACGUUUUGUACAUACAUGACAGGUCAUUCUUUGGCUUUUCAUUUCCUAUUAAUGUGUUACAGAUGUCCCCAGAGACUUACUAACAUAUUUCGUGCACUAAGGCACGAGUUUUUCAAGAAAAAAUGUCGUAUAACAUGCUUUUAUAAAAGACAUGUUUUCAAUAGGCAUGGUAUUAUAUUAUAAUAAAAGUAUUUAUCAAAACUCAGGAAUUCUUUUUUUAUUUCC